Capronia epimyces CBS 606.96 is the source of this 1980-nucleotide messenger RNA. Its product is annotated as nucleolar GTP-binding protein. Bases 1 to 1980 code for a protein of 659 amino acids. The record is from RefSeq and is a predicted model, not a curated record. Gene Ontology annotation, biological process: ribosomal large subunit biogenesis. The transcript has 2 exons. Gene Ontology annotation, molecular function: GTP binding; RNA binding; GTPase activity. Lineage: Eukaryota; Fungi; Ascomycota; Eurotiomycetes; Chaetothyriales; Herpotrichiellaceae. Gene Ontology annotation, cellular component: nucleolus.
AUGAAGACCACUUGGAAGGACAUUGCACCGGUCCCGACCUCUCAGGAAUUUAUCGACAUUGUCCUCAGUCGAACACAACGGCGACUGCCCACUCAGAUUCGCGCAGGCUUCAAAAUCAGCCGAAUCAGAGGUUUCUACACCCGAAAAGUCAAGUUCACCGCCGAAACCUUUAGCGAGAAGCUUCAGGCCAUCCUUGAAGGAUUCCCCCGCCUGCAGGACAUCCAUCCUUUCCACAAAGAUCUCCUCAACACCCUCUACGAUGCCGACCACUUCAAGAUCGCGUUGGGCACUCUAUCCACCGCCAAACGAUUGAUUGAGACGGUCUCCAGAGACUACGUCCGAUUGUUGAAAUAUGCCCAGUCCUUGUUCCAAUGCAAAUCUCUCAAGAGGGCCGCCCUGGGCCGGAUGGCCACAAUUUGCAAGAGAUUAAAGGAUCCUUUGGUCUAUCUGGAACAAGUCCGACAGCAUCUGGGUCGUCUUCCAAGUAUCGACCCAAAUACCCGAACACUACUGAUCUGCGGCUAUCCUAAUGUCGGAAAGUCGAGUUUUCUGAAAUCCAUUACCCGCGCCGACGUUGAUGUGCAGCCUUACGCCUUCACGACAAAGUCGCUCUUCGUGGGACAUUUCGACUACAAAUAUCUGAGAUUCCAGGCCAUCGACACGCCGGGUAUUCUCGACCAUCCACUGGAAGAGAUGAACACGAUCGAAAUGCAAUCAAUUACGGCGAUUGCCCACUUGAGAUCCGCCAUUUUAUACUUUAUGGAUCUCUCUGAACAGUGCGGCUACUCUGUAUCUGCACAGAUGGCCUUGUUCAAUUCGAUCAAGCCACUGUUUGCCAAUAAAUUGGUCUUCAUCGUGAUCAACAAAACGGAUGUGACCAAACCCGAGGAUCUUGACCUCGAUCAACAACAAGAACUCAAAGACCUUUUGACGCAAAACUCCAACACCGAGCUUCUUCAGUUGUCAUGUGUCACCAGCGAAGGAGUUCAAGAAGUCAAGAAUACCGUCUGUGACCGAUUGAUUGCCGAUCGCGUGGCUGCCAAACUGAAGGCUGGUCAAGCAUCUCAACCCUCAGACGCCGAUGCUCCCACGGGCCGCCUUGGCGAUCUUCUCGCUAGAAUUCACGUGGCUAGACCUCUUGCAGGCUCCGUCAGCGAGACGUACAUUCCUGAGGCAGUCAAGAACGGCACGUACAAAAAAUACGACAAGUCUGACCCUGAGAGGCGAAGGCUGGAGCGAGAUGUCGAAGAAGAAAAUGGUGGUGCUGGUGUAUACAAUGUCGAUUUGAAGAAGAUUUACGAUCUGGCUGACCCCGAUUGGGCUCAUGACAAGAUUCCGGAAUUCUUCAAUGGGAAAAACGUCGCCGACUAUGUUGACCCGGACAUUGAAGAGAAGCUGGCGGCACUGGAAGCAGAAGAGGAACGAUUGGACGCCGAAGGGUUCUAUGAUGAGAGCGAGAGUAUGGAAGACGAAGAUGACGCCGAGAUUCGCAUGAAGGCCGACUUGAUCCGAAACAAGACGACGCUAAUCAGGAACGAGGCACGGAUGAAGAAGAGUCUCAAGAACAAAGCACACAUCCCUCGAGCCAAGAAAUCCCGAACGUUGGGCCAGAUGGAGAAGCAUUUUACCUCCAUUGGACUCGAGUCGUCCGCCACCGUCGACCGAGCCCGAGCACAGAUCCGCAAUGUCCGGCCUGGAUCUACAGCGGGUGAUGAAAUGGACAUUGAUACACCUUCAGCAAGGGCCCGAUCUGUGUCUAGGGCGCCCAGGACCAACCGGCUCACAGACGGAUUGGGCUCUAGUGCCACCGGAAUCACCGACCCCGUCAAGCGAGAGAAGGCAGCACGCAUGUCGAAGCUCAGUCAGAGAAAGAUGAACCGCAUGGCUCGGCAGGGUGAGGCUGAUCGGCACGAGACGGCGUCCUUGCCGGCCCAUUUGCUCAAGGGCAAGAGAUCGAUGGGAUCUGCCAGAUCGCGAUAG